Messenger RNA from Euleptes europaea (tarantolino), 1190 nucleotides. RefSeq names its product transmembrane protein 237 (gene TMEM237). The record is from RefSeq and is a predicted model, not a curated record. Lineage: Eukaryota; Metazoa; Chordata; Lepidosauria; Squamata; Sphaerodactylidae. The transcript is spliced from 13 exons. Bases 1 to 1149 code for a protein of 382 amino acids. Gene Ontology annotation, biological process: cilium assembly. Gene Ontology annotation, cellular component: ciliary transition zone.
AUGGAGACCGCCCGCCCGUGUCCGCCCCGUGUCCUUCCACCAGUACCAAGUGAAAAUCAGGAUGAAAUUCCUCUUGGUCGGUCCAAAAGGAAAAAGGCUAAGGGGACAAAUUCGUUAGGUAGUAUUGUUCAAACUGCUGUUCGUCGGCCAUUUGAAAGCAGUGACCCUCUGACUUCAGAGGGCCCAGGCAUUGCCCCUCAGAGGAAACGCAAGAAAAAGAAGAUGCCUCCAGAAUUGGAGAGCUGUUUCACCAAACAGUAUGGAAACGGUUUGGAUUCUCAUCCGGUUGAAGAGAUUCUAACCCGUAAACAUUGGAAAAAAGUCAGGAAAACUCGGCCUGCAGAAAAUUCCAACGAAUUAGGUGUGGAGGAAGAGGAUAUAAUUGAAGAGGACCAAGUCAAAACCUCCGAACCACAUCCUGUUUUUUUUGCUCCAGUCGGUGUUAGCCAGCCUGUCAGCAAGGUGUUUGUAGAAAAAAAUCGGCGUUUCCAGGCAGCUGACCGCAAUGAUUUGAUCAAAACCACCGAAAACAUCAAUGUGUUUUUGGACGUGAAGGCUUCUUGGACUACCAGGGAUGUGGCACUCUCGGUUCACCGGGGUUUUAGAGUGGUUGGACUUUUCACUCACGGCUUCCUUGCUGGCUAUGCCAUCUGGAACAUCAUCGUGAUUUAUGUCCUGGCAGGGAACCAGCUGUCUACUCCCUCUAACUUGCUAGAGCAAUACAAGACAUUGGCUUACCCUGCUCAGAGUCUCCUUUACCUUCUGCUCACCAUUUGCACCGUUUCAGCCUUCGACCGGAUUGACUUGGCUAAAGCACCAGUAGCUGUGCGGGGCUUCCUGACCCUGAACCCAGCAGCAGUCGCCUCUUUCAUGUACUUCGCUGCUCUCAUCUUGUCACUGAGCCAGCAGAUGACAGGCGACAGAAUCAACCUCUACACGCCACCUUCAGAGAACGGCAGCCUCUGGACCUCAGGUAGAGAGGAAGAGAUUCUUCAGCCCUGGAUGGUGGUCAAUCUAGUAAUAGCGCUCCUUGUUGGUGUCUCCUGGCUUUUCUUGUCUUACCGGCCUCAGCUAGAUUACAGUGAAGAACUGUUUAAUGCUGAAAUCGAAGACUACCCUCCUCUAGAUAAAGAACCCCAAGUCGCUUAAUGAUACAGAGAACCUCUUCAAAAACUAAAGCUAUGACGGCU